AUGUCAACCUCAGAGACCGCCACGCCGAUUGGCAUUGCCAACCUUCCCAACCAGCGUCACAAGAUUGUCGCGAAGCGGGGUGCAGCCUUCACUAUUAUGGUUGCUGGAGAGUCGGGAUUGGGAAAGACAACAUUCAUCAACACCCUUUUCUCUACCACCAUUAAGAACUAUGCCGAUCACAAGCGCCGCCACCAGAAGCAGGUCGACCGAACCGUGGAGAUUGAGAUUACCAAGGCUGAGCUCGAGGAGAAGUUCUUCAAAGUCCGCCUCACCGUCAUUGAUACCCCUGGCUUCGGAGACUAUGUGAACAACCGUGAUUCAUGGCAACCCAUUAUCGAGUUCCUGGAUGACCAGCAUGAGUCGUACAUGCUCCAGGAGCAGCAGCCCCGCCGAACCGACAAGAUCGACAUGCGUGUUCACGCCUGUUUGUACUUCAUCCGCCCCACCGGACACACCCUGAAGCCUCUCGAUAUCGAGGUGAUGAAGCGCCUGAGCUCCCGCGUCAACCUGAUCCCUGUGGUUGCCAAAGCCGAUACCCUGAGCCACGCGGAUCUGGUGCGCUACAAGGAUAGAAUCCGCGCUGUGAUUGAGGCCCAAGGCAUCAAGAUUUACACCCCACCCAUCGAAGAGGACGACGAGCACGCUGCUUCCCACGCCCGCAGCCUUAUGGCUGCCAUGCCUUUCUCCGUUAUCGGUUCCGAGAAGGACGUCAAGGCCAACGAUGGUCGUGUUGUCAAGGGCCGUCAGUACUCUUGGGGUGUCGCCGAAGUGGAGAACGAGGAUCACUGCGACUUCAAGAAGCUCCGCUCGAUCCUGAUCCGCACCCACAUGCUCGAUCUUAUUCACACCACGGAAGAAUUGCACUACGAGGCGUACCGUGCCCAGCAGAUGGAGACCCGCAAGUUUGGCGAGGCCCGGCCACGCAAACUCGACAACCCCAAGUUCAAGGAGGAAGAGGAAACUUUGCGCAAGCGCUUCACCGAGCAGGUCAAGGUCGAGGAACAGCGUUUCCGCCAGUGGGAGCAGAAGCUCAUCUCAGAGCGCGACCGUCUCAACAAGGAUCUCGAGGCCACUCAUGCAGCCAUCAAAUCCCUCGAGCAGGAGAUCGAAGUCCUCCAAGUAGAGUUGGAAGUUGAAGCUCCGAGCUCCAUCCCGCAUUCUCUCAACUCCGCCAACUCUUCUCUCACCAACUCGACGGCCAUGCCCCGGACAAUAUUCCCAACCAGACAUAUCCACACUCUUAAAACACACAAUGGUCCUGUCAACGCGGUGACCUUCUCAAGCUCCGGCGGCACCUAUGUCCUCACAGGAUCCUCAGAUCGAGCAGUCCACCUUUCGCGCGCAGUUCCAAACAACUCCAAUAGCCCAGCCACAGUCGAGACCACGACCCCUAUCCAAAAAUACGAAGCGCAUGGCUACUCCGUCCUCGACAUCGCCGUCGCAGCGGACAACGCGCGCUUCGCCAGCGUAGGAGGCGAUCGCCAAGUCUUCCUCUGGGAUGUCGAGCAAGGCACCACGACAAAACGAUGGUCAGGCCACAACAGCCGAGUCGAAGCCGUGCAAUUUGCCGGCGAUGGUGACUCCGUCGUAGUAACUGGCAGCGCAGACACAACAAUCAACCUUUGGGAUACCCGCUCCUCAAGCUACAAACCCAUCCAAACCCUCACCGAAGCAACCGACACAGUCUCAACCCUACACGUGCACAUGGGAUCCUACUCGAUAGCGAGCGGCAGCUACGACGGCCACGCCCGGGUUUACGACGUUCGCACAGGCAAGACGACCGUUGACGUCCUCGCGCACCCGGUGACAAGCGUGCGCUGCUCGAGCGAUGGGAACGCGCUGCUGGCUUCGACGCUAGAUGGGUAUAUCCGGCUGCUGGACCGGAUGGAUGGGAAGCUUCUUAAUGCGUUUGGGGGGGAGAAUACCGUGGCGAAUGGGAUAGGGAAGCCGCAGCAUUCAUAUCGGAAUGCGGAGCUGCGGGUGCGUUCUGGAUUUGCAAUGGGGGAUGCGGUUGUGUUGAGUGGUAGUGAGCAGGGGACGGCUGGGGCAGCAGCGUUUGCUUGGGAUGUUGUUAAGGGGGAGGUUAUUGCUGCUGUGCCUGUUGGGGAGAAGAUCAAGGCUGUUAGUUGUGUGGCAUGGAAUGAGAGUGUUGGGGAUUGGGCUGCUGGGUGCUCGGAUGGUACUGUUAGAGUCUACGGAUGA
Molecule: messenger RNA, 2202 nt
Organism: Penicillium digitatum Pd1
Lineage: Eukaryota; Fungi; Ascomycota; Eurotiomycetes; Eurotiales; Aspergillaceae
Gene: aspC
Product: septin CDC12
Biological process (GO): intracellular protein localization; cytoskeleton-dependent cytokinesis
Cellular component (GO): septin complex; cytosol; microtubule cytoskeleton
Molecular function (GO): GTPase activity; molecular adaptor activity; GTP binding
Source: RefSeq, a predicted model, not a curated record